This is a messenger RNA of Ictalurus punctatus (channel catfish), 2948 nucleotides long. It is a transcript of the gene fam149b1, whose product is annotated as family with sequence similarity 149 member B1. The transcript is spliced from 16 exons. The record is from RefSeq and is a predicted model, not a curated record. Lineage: Eukaryota; Metazoa; Chordata; Actinopteri; Siluriformes; Ictaluridae. The coding region runs from base 469 to 2331 and encodes 620 amino acids. Gene Ontology annotation, biological process: cilium assembly; protein localization to cilium.
CAUGUCCCAUUAUCCUCUGUGCCGGAAGUGCUAUGUAUCCAUGACAGUGUUGUUGUUGUUGUUAAGCGAAUCCACUCAGUGUUAUGUAAACGUAGCUAGCAUUUAGUGAUUCAUUUUCUUCCAGUAACUUCCUCGAGACUACUAAACAAAAUUGAAUAAAAUAGUUUUUAUUUCUUGAAGGCAAAAUGAAGCGAAAGAUACUGCAGCAGAGCUAGCGAUAGGUUAGCUGACUAGCCGACGAGCCAUCUAUCAGGCUAACACUGCAGGCUAAGGGAGGUUAGCUAGUACAGGGAGCGCGAUAGCUGCUGAUCGGGACAAGGCUCUGAUUAUCGGAAUAUCGCGAUAUCAUAGUUUAUUAUUCAGUUCUCAGUGAUGUGAAGCUGGAGAGGAUGCAGGAGCGGCGGCCGGAGGAGGAGAAGCGGCCGCGGGCAGAGCUGAUACACACACCGGGAGCCGGAGGAGGAGAGGAUGAUCUCCAGAUACAGCCGCAGAGCCGUGAAGCAGAACCUGCACAUUAGUGGGGUUUCACACACUGCCCUCCAUCAACAUCCCCCACCUGAGGAGGCAGAGACAGACUGCACACCCCAGUCAAAGGCACUACAGCAAGAUGCAUCCGCCUGUAACAGGUCGGUGUGUCCGUCAGCGGUUGCCGUGGAGACGAGCAGGGCUUGGUCUCAGAUUGACAGUUACACAGGAACAGGAGUGAGCACUGAACGCAGCUCUGUCUUCUCCUGGGCUUAUGAUGAGUUUGAUAAAGCAGCGUCUCGUCAGGUCCAGCUGCUGUUUGAGGAGAUUGAUGAGGAGCUGUAUGAGGGGAGAGGAGGAGUGCAGCAGGACGAGUGUAAACUGUGGACAUCACGAUUCCCUCAUCUACGGAUUCUUGGAAAGCAGUUGGUGUGUACCACAGAUGAAGGGUUCCAGUGGUUCUCCGUGUCAUCUCACAACAGCAGCUCGGGGACUCACAUACAGAGCACAGGCAACGAACUGUGUGUUCAGGGACACAGGGCUGCACUCUGUAUGGAGGUGACACACAAACCUGACUCCUGUGAUUCUCAUGAAGAUGAGUUAAAUAAAGGAAUAGAAGAAGAAGAAGGACUGAUGGAGGAAUACCUGGUCUUCGACUGGAGAGACAUUGAUGAGGAGUGUGUGUGUGUGAACAGGAGAACACACUUGGUGCCCCCUGUGUCUCCGUAUCGCUGCAGGAGGGAGGCUGUGCUUGACUUCCUGUUUGAUGACGUGUGGCAGGAGCUGAUUGGCUGCAUGGAGGAACUUCUGAUGAGACUGUGGGAAGGCUGUAGCUCAGAUGAGGAGAAGAGUUCGGUAUCUCUCAGUCCAGCACAUCAUCAAUCCCAUAAUCCCUCAGGGAUGAAGUCCAGCACUUCCGGUACUCUGCCACGCCUCGGCCCCCAGCCACAGCACACUCCUAACGCCUUGCACACUCCGAGCACAAAGUCGAGGGGCUCAAAGUCGAGAUGGAAAUCCAAAAAGCAGAGAAAACCAUCUACUCCCAGUCGGGUGUGUUCAGGAUCAGCAGCAUUGCAGCAUCACACUCUGAAUGAGCUGAUUGUGGUUCACAGUCUUCCUCUGCAGCAACGACACACAACUGCACCGGAGCACACUGCACAUGACUCCGAGGAGAGGAUGAGCCUCUCUAAGCCCCGCCCUCGCUGCUCUCUGGAACAAAGCCCAUCCCCUUUACCUCGCCCUCCUCCAUCAUCACGGAGACGACCCCUCCCUCCUCGCACGCUCCUCCCACUGACCCAGUCCAGCACAUCUGGAAACAUGGAGGACAUUAUCAGAGGGACACGACUAGCCCCGGCUGGUGAACGCCUCUCCUCUUCUGUGAUGACUCUCAGCAGGAACACACUCCUUCCCCCCAUUGGCACUGCAGACAAAGAACACACACACUCUGGACAUCACACACACCUCUCUCAGCGUCACAGAGCUCCUUCCAGUCGUGCUCAUAGUGCUGUAGCAGAUGAAGCUGGCAGCCUGCUGGCCUUCUCCAGACCCAACACCACACACACCUUCAGGUCGGAUACACCUCAUCGCCGCUCUUUCACUGUUCUGGACAGCAGCAGGCCGGCAAGACCAGGCAGAGCCUCCAUGGGCACAGAUUCUUUGGGUAUUGGUGUAACAGGGAUUAGCUUGGGUAUUAGCAGCUCUUCCUUCUUGGACUCAUUUGCCACUCAUACUCUUGACCACUCCCCCAUUGAAGAUGGGGAGGAACCAGAAGGUAGAGCCCCGCCCCCAGCUCUACUGGUUCCCGUGUCUCUCCAGUCACAUAGUAGAGGAGGCCUGAUGACUCGCAGCAACAGACCAGGACCUUAACAAACACACACAUGCGCACACACAUACACAGACACAUACACACACACCACAUACACACCACACACACAGCAGUUCUCAGCAGACCUUUUCUACCACAUUUAUGAAUAUUGUUAUUAUUGUUCUUAUGAUUAAUAUUAUUAUUGUAGUUGUCUGAUUUUUUUUUAGAGUCCUAUUUUUGUAUAACUGCCAAAGACAAUAAGCCACACACACACACACACACACACACACACACACACACACACACACACACACACACACACACACACACAGUGCCAUGUUGUUACUGUAGACCUUUUUGGUUCCUGUGUGAUAUAAAUGAUACUAUGACAAACACUACAGGUGACAUGACAGGGGUCACAUGACUUAUAAGCAGGAUGGGGGAUUUUUUUAUUAUACUUUUUUUUAUUGAUUGUUGUCAGGACAAAAAUGUUUGUGAUUAUUAAAGCCUUAGGGCUGUAAGCCAUACCCCCCACACACACAAACAUAUACACGCAUACACACACACACACACACACACACACACACACACACACACACACACACACACACUUUUCAAUGUUUAAAUGGGGAAAUUAAUAACCUUACACUUUAAUGAUGAAAUAAAAAAUUUUUCAGAA